Molecule: messenger RNA, 2836 nt
Organism: Acipenser ruthenus (sterlet)
Lineage: Eukaryota; Metazoa; Chordata; Actinopteri; Acipenseriformes; Acipenseridae
Gene: hps1
Product: HPS1 biogenesis of lysosomal organelles complex 3 subunit 1
Biological process (GO): melanosome assembly; vesicle-mediated transport
Cellular component (GO): BLOC-3 complex
Molecular function (GO): guanyl-nucleotide exchange factor activity
Source: RefSeq, a predicted model, not a curated record
CAGCCUGAGCUGCCCAAACUGUCCCAGUGAACAUGGAUAUGGCGCUUUAACUUUACCAUUCAUUAACUUUCUCAAUUCCAUUUCUUUUCACUCAACAACAAAGCGUGGGAGCCCAUAGCUUGAAGUUUUCAAGAAAGCAACGCCGUUGCGUAUAGCGUGCUUUUACUAAGGAUUUUAAUACUUUAAGUUACGAUAAAAAAAAAAAAGUAAACAGUUGCAGUGACUUUAAGGGGGGUACGCCCACUGCCUUAAAUAUCACGUGGGCCGCAAUCACAUGAUCAAGAUGAAGUUGUUACUGAAGUAGAAUGGAAGAACUCUCAAAUUUGCUCUAAACCUGCAAAUCGAUUUAAACUGAACCGAGGAAACCCGCUGGAAGACCAGAUAGACAUGAGACUGAGGUGAAAUCUUAUAAAACAAAGAAAUGAAAUGUCUGCUGGUGGCCAGUGAAAGCGCAGAGGUACUGUUCUACUGGGCCGACCCUGAGUUCGAGCAGAACAUUCGAGAUCAGUAUGGACCCAGGCAGUAUGUGGGAGACACAUACCCUGCAUUUGAAGACAGCUUCAACACCCUGUUCGCUCCUCUGAUCAGCUCCUGCAGCACCCUGAUUGAAAAGAUUAACGGCACCUACACCUCCUUAAUCACAGAGAACACCCAUCUCUAGAUCCUCCACCAGUUUGCAGAAUGCCUGUACAACGAGGAAGACUUGAGGAGGAAGAUCUACAUGAUGAAGAAGCUGAUCGAGGUGCACUUCGGCAUGGUGACCCUCAACAGCGCCCACCUGAGGAAGGAGCUGUCCACACAGCCUGUCUGCAGCAGCAGCGGCAGCAUCUCCAUUCAGAGGGCAGGAGGGAAAGGGGGCACUUCUACUAACACCACCUACUCACCCAGCACAACACAAAAGGGGCCAGAAGGCAGCUCUGUGCCUGAAGUGUUCUACACCCCAGAGCCCUCUCCCACAGGCAGGGAAUCAGAUGCAGCUGAGAUGGAAGGAGAGAACACUCCUGUCUUUCAGUUUGUUGAUCCCGAUAUUCAGCUGGAUGAGGACAGCCUGAAGACCCUAGAGGCUCAGCCCCCUGACCCCGCGACCCCCCGCAGGGUCUUUCUGGAGGCCACGUUCAAGGAGGGUUACUGUCCCAUGAUGCCUCACUCCAUAUACUGCCUGCCCUUCUGGCCAAGUAUCUGAAUGGUGCUGUUGACCAAGAUCCCAAACAGUCAGGUGGCCGUGUCUCUGUACCAAUUUCUCGAGGCGUUCACAAUGCUGGAGUUGAAGCUGAGUGAGGGGCAGGAGGGGGGCUCUCCCCCGCACACAGACCCCCGCAACAAGCUGGACAAGUUCAUCCGGGCCCUGGGCAGCAAUGAGAUGCAGCUGCAGAACAUCUGGACUGACUUCAGGAACAAGGCAUUUUCCAGAGCAGCGCAGGGAACCUCCAGGGAGCUGCUGAUGUCCUGCCAUGCAAUGAAGACUCGGCUGUGUGCUGUCUACAGGCAGUACUUCGUUGUGCAGAGUCAAAGGAGCCCUCAGCGCCUCUCAGUGAGCCUGCAGGAGAAGAGCCUUGCCAUGAUGCAGCAAGCGUUUGUUUUUAUAAAACCAAUUGGAGAUGAUUUCAGCGUUCAAGGGAGAAGCUUAUGGAUUGGAAGGACUUCCUGUUGGUGAAGUGCGAAAGGAACAUCACCAUGGUGUCAUAUCCUCCCAGUCCCGUAGCCACCCGCUCUGGGGCCCUGUCGGAACAUACACCCCAAUAGAAGCCAGUAAUUAGCCAUUGAUAAUUCAGUAGCUUGUCUAAUAAUAUUAUGGUACAGAAGAUUGUUCAAUUCAUACCUUAACCUCCUGCUUACUUACCUGUACAUCAGCGUUUCUUUCUUUCUAUUGUGCUUGAGAUCCCCAGCCAGAAUCUUUCCGUCUCAACCACAACCAGUUGCUGCUCCUCUUUGCUGCUUCAGAUAAGUUCUUCACUGUGAUGGCUUGAUUCAUGCGUCCUUCACAAAGACAAAUCUGCCCGAUUCCAGCCUUGCUGAAGCACCCCCAGAUGAGUUCAAUUUUCAGCUUUGCCCAACACCUGGUAGUCUAAUGGUUAGACGGAGACCUGGAGAGGCCUACAAGCCACAGUGUCUCACACCCACUGUGAAAUGUGGUGGAGGAUCGGUGAUGAUCUGGGGGUGCAUCAGCAAGGCUGGAAUCGGGCAGCUUUGGCAUGAAUCAAGCCAAGUACAAGGUUGUCCUGGAAGAAAACUUGCUUCCUUCUGCUCUGACAAUGUUCCCCAACUCUGAGGAUUGGUUUUUCCAGCAGGACAAUGCUCCAUGCCACACAGCCAGGUCAAUCAAGGUGUGGAUGGAGGACCACCAGAUCAAGACCCUGUCAUGGCCAGCCCAAUCUCCAGACCUGAACCCCAUUGAAAACCUCUGGAAUGUGAUCAAGUGGAAGAUGGAUGGUCACAAGCCAUCAAACAAAGCCAAGCUGCUUUAAUUUUUGCACCAGGAGUGGCAUAAAGUCACCCAACAUCAAUGUGAAAGACUGGUGGAGAGCAUGCCAAGACGCAUGAAAGCUGUGCUUGAAAAUCAGGGUUAUUCCACCAAAUAUUGAUUUCUAAACUCUUCCUAAGUUAAAACAUUAGUAUUGUGUUGUUUAAAAAUGAAUAUGAACUUAUUUUCUUUGCAUUAUUCGAGGUCUGACAACACUGCUUCUUUUUUGUUAUUUUGACCAGUUGUCAUUUUCUGCAAAUAAAUGCUCUAAAUGACAAUAUUUUUAUUUGGAAUUUGGGAGAAAUGUUGUCAGUAGUUUAUAGAAUAAAACAAAAAUGUUCAUUUUAUCCAAACACAUACCUAUAAAUAGUAAAA